Molecule: messenger RNA, 1512 nt
Organism: Ixodes scapularis (black-legged tick)
Lineage: Eukaryota; Metazoa; Arthropoda; Arachnida; Ixodida; Ixodidae
Product: alpha-(1,6)-fucosyltransferase-like
Exons: 9
Coding region: 52-1512 (486 amino acids)
Biological process (GO): protein N-linked glycosylation
Molecular function (GO): alpha-(1->6)-fucosyltransferase activity
Source: RefSeq, a predicted model, not a curated record
ACAAAAUCCGGUACACCGCCCCCACCAACAACCGGAAAGAGCUAUACUGACAUGGUUUUAUCAGCAAACAAAGUCACGGAAAGGUUUGAUUCCACCAUGGUGAAACUGUCUCAAGACAAGCAAGCAACAAUUUACAACCGACUUGAAGUUGGAAUAAACGACCUGCGGAAUUUUCUUAUAUAUUAUUUAAGAACCAAGAAGGAUAAGACGAAAAAGGAGCCCAAAUCAACAAUUCUUAAGAAGUCUAUGGACUUUUUGAGGAUUGCGCAAAUGGACGUCGAGCGUCUAAAGAAUAUGGAUGGUGUGCAAGACCGUGUUGCGGAAAAUAUGAAGAAACUUCAAACCUACGUACAACAAACGAUUCAUGAUUUGCAAAAUCCGGCCAAUUGCACCGCGGCUCCGAAGCUCCGUUGUCCUCUCAGGAACAAGUACGGAUUGGCAUCGGGUGUCCACAUCCUGCUCUGGUGCUUGCUGGAAGCGUUGCGCAAGGGAAGGACGCUGGUGGUAGACACCUCCAAGUGGCACUACGCCCCCAAAAACAAGUGGGUCAAGACGUUCCUCCCUAUCCUGGGCCCAUCUUGUGCGGACGCCGACACGAGGAGCACAAAAAAGAACCCAAUCCCAGCAGCGGGUAGGGUUAGGAGGGACAUCGUUGAGAUUCCAUCCGCCAUCGCUGAGCCCCUGGUGGCUAAUCACGGAAGCCCCUACGCCUGGUGGUACGGACAGCUCAUGAGAUACAUACUCAGGCUCCAAGCCACCACAUUGAAAAGAAUCUCGGACUUCAAGAUGUCCAGGGGGUACAAGCACCCUAUCGUCGGAGUGCAUAUCAGGAGGAAGGACAAGAUAUACGUGGAAGCAGCCCGUCACGACGUCCAAGAGUACAUGGUCCACGUGGAAGAUUACUACGCCAAGCUUUCCCUUACAACACACGUCGAAACGAAGAGGGUGUUUGUGGCGACGGACGAACCCAGUGUCGUCGACGAGAUCCGGAAAAAAUAUCCUCAGUACAAAGUGAUCAACAACGAGGUGGCUUCCCUCCAGGCAAGUACCAGGAACACCAGUCGAAACAACUCCGCGCUCUUCGGUGUAAUGCUCGACAUCACUCUGCUGGCCGAGUCAGACUUUGUAGUCUGCACAUUGUCCUCUGGGUUUUGCCGGGUAGCCUACGAGCUGAUGCAAACCCGACAUCCCGAUGCCUCGCUGAGGGUGACUUCUCUGGACGUGGAGUACUUCUACGCAUACAACUCCUUCCCACCGAUGAAGGCGCUCUACGGCAACCGACCGGCGUCAGCGAGAGAACUUGGCUGGCCAGGGGCCGGCGUGCUGAUUAAGAGACCCGGGGCCGGCUGGGCGAUCGCGACGGCGUUGUUCAAGAGGUACAACGACGGCUUCAACCCAGGUCGCCUAUUGAGCGCCUCCAAGAGAAGCAAAUCCAAACAGUAUCCGAGGUUCAAAACCACGCAGACGUACUUUGUUACAAAUUUCAAGGCUUUUACCGCGCCCUUACGUUAA